Molecule: messenger RNA, 3749 nt
Organism: Manduca sexta (tobacco hornworm)
Lineage: Eukaryota; Metazoa; Arthropoda; Insecta; Lepidoptera; Sphingidae
Product: putative phosphatidate phosphatase
Exons: 6
Coding region: 157-1065 (302 amino acids)
Biological process (GO): signal transduction; phospholipid dephosphorylation; phospholipid metabolic process
Molecular function (GO): phosphatidate phosphatase activity
Source: RefSeq, a predicted model, not a curated record
GCCGGCCCGUCCGUUUCCGAACGAACAGUUAGCGCGCGCAUGCGUUCAGUGUUUGACGUGUGAGUAGUGCAAUUUUUUCGUCCGUCGUUUCAUAACAUCGAUAAAGUGUACCGUGUUUAUAAAUAUUGUAUUGUUUGAUAUAAAAUAACUAACAAAAUGGACAGAAACGAGCGUAAAACGAACUCUCGCAAUCAUUCGAUCACGAUUGACCGUGAUUCUAUGGUGGUACUAAGGAAAAUAAUUGCGGAUUUCAUUAUAUUAUUUUGCGUUGGUUUCCUCAUCUUGGUGUUCUACUUAUGGGGCGCGCCGUACGAGAGAGGCUUCUUCUGCGACGAUGAAUCUCUCAAGCAUCCGUACAAAGAUUCAACUGUCACCAAUGUUAUGCUCUACGUCAUCGGUCUUGGUCUUCCUGUGUUUACGAUGACGCUAACGGAAUGGAUAAGGCUGCGCGACUACAAAGGUGGCCGGUCACGAACGAUCCUGGGCAGGGAGUACCCGGCGUGGCUGUGGGAGGCGUACCGGGUGAUAGGCGUGUUCCUGUUCGGCUGUGCCUGCCAGCAGCUCACCACCGAUGUGGCCAAGUAUACUAUAGGAAGGCUGAGACCGCACUUCUUUGAUGUGUGUAAGCCAGAUAUAGACUGUUCGUUGCCAGAGAACAAGUGGCGGUACAUAGAGACUUUCGAAUGUCUGGGAGUGGACAAGAAACUUCUGAAGGAGAUGAGACUAUCGUUCCCAAGCGGACAUUCAUCCUUCUCCGCUUACACCAUGCUGUACUUCUCCAUGUACCUCCAGAAACGCUUCACCUGGCGCGGCUCGAAGCUGCUGAAACACGGCGUGCAGUUCGUUCUGAUGCUGUUCGCGUGGUACACCGUGAUGACCAGGGUGUCGGACUACAAGCACCACUGGAGCGAUGUCCUCGCCGGGUUCAGUAUAGGAACGCUGUUUGCGAUCGUUAUUUUCGCAUUCGUCUCGAACCUUCGCAAGACCCCUCGCUCUCGCAUGCUGAGCCAUGAGGCCGAGCUCCACGCGACCAACGGCAACACCAGACCCAGGGUGCAAGUCUGACGCUCGUCCUCUGCCAGCUCCGACGGCGACGAAGAACCAUGAUACCAACCCCACGUGUCGUGGAUCUCCCACGAGUACGUAGACAUUGUGAGGACUUCGAACAUAGUGAGUGAUGAAUGAAGUGAUAUGGACAAUAUAAGUGUUAACAAAAAUAUAAGUGAAAACUUGCACAAGUUAUCUUGCCGGCAAGACGACUUCUACAACUUUGAAGACUUGCGGCAAGUCGCAUGUUUAUACAUUUGAAAUAUUGUAGCUAGUUUAAACGCAUCUUGCUUGCGUAAAUUUGUUGCUUUGAAUAUGUUGUAAAAUAUUCGCAAAUGUAUCCGUAAAGCAGGUACUGCGUAAACACGAAGUACAUGCACAGAUUACAAAACAAUACUACGUAGUAAGUGUAUGAUUAUUGUAAUACGUCGCACGGAUUCAUUUCGCGGUGCCGUUUAGUCCUUACUAAUAAACGUUGGUAAUCAGGUAUGUCCAGAGGCGGCCUUAGGAGGAGACGAACCGGGGAACGUGGGACCUCGUGCAUACAGGGGCCUCGCGCGUUGCCUUGGAGGACAUUUAUUUAAGAUCUUACCGACAAAACUGUUAAAGCCGGGAAAUAAAAGACAAAUUAGUGUUCCCUGAGACUCGCUGACGUCCACCGCUCGGUGUGUUAAAACGCGUACCACUCAGCAGUGAUACGCGUUUUAAGACAGACAGGAUCAGCUCCUAACUUACAGGAGUUGUAGUGGUGGGUAGUGAGGGCGGGAAAGUCUUCCAAAAAGAAGCCGAGGAACAUUGUUUUUGCUUUUGCCUGGGGCCUCCACUGGUUGUGUCUAAAAAUUUCAAAGUCUAACGAAACUGAUAUAAAUGUAUAUUGUUAAGGUUUUUUACCAUUAAAUUAGUUUAAAAAACACUGUUCAAAACGAUCAUAUCUACUUAAGUUGUUUCUAAAACAUUAUGUGUGCGUCUAAAACUUAACUGAGAAGAAACUACUAAUAAUAUUUAACUUUUGACUGGAUUCGCACCUGGAUUUAAGUAUAAUGCGGGGUGCAGACUGAAGGCUAAGGUAAAUCAUCUUAUCUUAGCUCACAUAGGCUAGAUAUUUUUCAUAAUUGUGUGCAAACAGCAAACUAUAAACUGGUUAUCAGUGGCGAAGGAUCCAUGUAACCCGAUUCCUGCCGACUUCCGUUUCCUAACCUAUUUAAACUAGCUUUUGCUCGCGGCUUCGUCCGCGUAAAGGAGUUUUCCGAGAUAAAAGUCCCGAUAUAUAUUUUAUAUAUAAAGUAACCUAUAACCUUCCCAAGGUCUUAGACUAUCUCCAUACCAAAUUUCAUAAAAUCCAUUCAGUAGAUUUUGAGAAAAUCUAUAACAUACAGACAGACAGAAAAGGAGACAUUGUUUUAUAAUAUGUAUAGAUAGAUCUAUUAUCAUUGGAACGAUAAGCUUUCCAUAUUUAUGCAUAUCAGUAGUACCUAUAUGUUGUGUCAAAUUCGCUUUCGAAAAAUGUCGCCCUUCGCCACUGCCGGCUAUGUUUUUCUUAGCUAUGCGAGCUAAGCUGAUCUAACUGAGCUUAGUUUUCGGUUCGAAACCGGCAUAAUAGUGUUAGACGUAGAGCAGCUAAGAAUUAGUUUUAAUAUGCUACGUUAAAUAUAUGUACAAAUACAAUAUAUAUAGAUCGUUCCACAUUAGGUUUUCUGAUUGUGCGAUGUGAUAGAAAAUAAUCGAUAUAAGAUCUUAUCUAGAAAGUUCGUUGCUUUAUUUUCUAGAUUGAACAACGUUCGUUGAUUCGAUGGUCACCUCAUCUAUAAUUUACCAAAGUAAUUCGGUUUCCUUCGUGUUAAACGACUUAUAAGAACUGCAAACUAUAACUAUUAUAAAUUUUAGUUCGGUUUUUAUCACCACACUAAAAUAGUUUUUGAUACCCACAAAGAAUCCCACUGUGAUCUCGACAGGAAUUUUGGGAUGCACAACUAAUUAUUAACUCUGACUUAACUUUUGUGGAUCCAAAUUGAUUCUUAAUUUUUGAUAUUCAUAUGGCUUCUUACUGUAGUGUAUAUAUUUCAUAGUUUUGUAGCAAAAAUAUGAGCUAUAUUACAAGCUAAUAACUGGACCUCGCUAAACCACUUUCAUGUUAUUAGAGAAUUGUGUAAUUUGUAUUACGAUGUAUGGUGUCAGGGCUGAAUUUAUGAUAAGAAGGGACCUUUGGGCCCCAAAUACCGCUUGAAAGGUCGAUCAAUCAGUAAUUGACAACAUAAAAGUAUACAUAAAACAAAAUCGUAGGUUUUCCGUGUUUGAAUAUUUAAUAUUUUUGGAAUAAAUACUUGGAAGCCGCGAGGUACAGGUUAUACUUAUAAAAACCAAGGCCAAGUAAAAUAAGUGACUGUAGACUACACCGAUUUACGCACGGGAAUAAUUAAAUGUAAACAAAGACUACCUUAUUUUCCAAUACGUCUUUUGUAAAGAUCGGCAUGAUUUUGUCGACUGUCGAAGGUUAUGGGAAAGAUAUUUCCACUCCAUUCCCACUCCUGCAUGUAGGAAUACUUGAAAUUUUAGUUACUGCUUCAUUUCUUACCGAAUAUUAAAUCUGUUUUCACAGAGGAAUUUCUUUUUUGUACUAAUUUCUAUUACUUACAUAUUAAAAAAAAUCACAAAAUCAAACAUAGUUAAAUCAUGCCUUACUUCGGCCCUGUAUAAAAUUAAUA